CCACGCAACGCCACUGGCGUUAGCUUUAAGGUUAAUGGUUAGACUUGACAUAUACCGUCCUGCCCCGGGCCAAUCAUGCAACUGACGCUCAGCCCUGCUCCGCAGAACCGUUGUUCUAGAUUGCGACAUUCGGUCGCGCACGCGGGCAUGGCGAGCGAGAGGAGGGACUUUUCCGCUGCUAGUGGACAAUCGUCCGAGAGAGAGGCCCAUUUGGGGCUCGGUGUGCCGACACUGCGUGGUCUUUUGGCAAGAAUUAGCCUGAUGAGAGAUAAAGGCUCUACAAACAAUUAAAUACACAGCCCAGCGCUCUUCCCUUCUGCUUCCAAUUCCAGACAAGCCUUCCUGCAGCUCGUUGCUGAGACAUUCGAACCACACCAACCCCCCCAAUUCGCAGCCAUGGACACUACACUCUACCAAUACACUUGGGUUUUCGCCAUUGGCACUCUGUUUGCCCUCUUGGAUGCUUUCAACAAUGGAGCCAAUGAUGUUGCCAACUCCUGGGCUACCAGUGUCUCAUCGCGAUCCAUAUCUUACCGACAGGCCAUGAUCUUGGGCACCAUUUUCGAAAUGCUUGGCGCCAUCACUGUUGGUGCUCGCACUGCUGAGACUAUCAAGAACGGUAUCAUUCCCGCCACAGCCUUCAAUGGCAACGCUGGUGUACAGAUGCUUGCCUUCACCUGUGCUCUCGCUGCUGCUUCAUCCUGGGUCAUGUGGUGCACUCGCCACUCUGCUCACGUCUCCUCUACCUACUCCCUCAUCUCUGCCGUGGCUGGUGUUGGUGUUGCCACUGUUGGCGCCUCCAAGGUCCAGUGGGGUUGGAACAACGGAAAGGGUCUUGGUGCCAUCUUUGCUGGUCUUGGCAUGGCGCCCGCCAUCUCUGGUGCCUUUGCAGCCACCAUUUUCAUGCUCAUCAAGCUUGUUGUUCACAUGCGCAAGAAUCCCGUCCCUUGGGCUGUUUACACAUCUCCUUUCUUCUUCCUCAUCGCCGCCACCAUCUGCACUCUGUCUAUCGUUUACAAGGGUUCUCCCAAGUUGGGUCUGAACAAGAAGCCUGCCUCUUACAUCGUUGCCGUCACUCUUGGCACUGGCGGUGCGGUCGCCGUCGCUUCUGCUCUCUUCUUUGUCCCUUAUAUCUACGCCAAGAUCAUCAAGCGCGAUGCUUCUGUCAAGUGGUGGAUGUUCGUCUACGGCCCCCUCCUCCUCAACCGCCCUACUCCUAUUGAUGCCAGCGCUGCUGUUGUCCCCGACUAUGCCGUUGUCCAGGAGGAUGAUUCCGAUGCUUCUUCCACUGAAGCUGGCGAGGCUGGCCAUGUCGAUGAGAAGGGCAACUAUGUUGCCAAGACCGCCCCUGUCGCAGCCAACACCAGCCUUGAAGCCCUCGAGUCUAACAAGUCCUACGCUCAGCUGAUGGCCGAAGGUGAGGCUCGCUUCCACGCCAAGCUUCGCCAGAAGCGAGGCCCUAUUGGCUGGGCGAUGCGUACUCUCCACGAGAACCCCAUGGGCCCUGGCCAGAUUUACGAAUUGAGAAACAUGAAGAUCCUCGCCAAGCGUCUGCCUGCCAUGAUCACCUGCGGUCUCCUCUACGGUCUUCACUACGACAUCCACGCUGCUCAGUCUGGCAUCCACGGUACCCCAGAGGGUGAGCGCAUGAAGCGUGUGUACGCUGCUGCUGAAAAAUACCCCAACGAGGUUGAGCACACCUACUCCUUUGUCCAGGUUUUGACGGCUUGCACUGCUUCUUUUGCUCACGGCGCGAACGACAUCGGUAACUCCGUCGGUCCUUGGGCUGUCAUCUACACUGCAUGGAAGACUGGAAAGACUACUGGUGCCACUGCUCCUGUUGACCUCUGGCAGAUUGCUGUCCUGGCUCUUGCUAUUUCCUUCGGUCUCAUCACAUACGGCUACAACAUCAUGAAAGUCAUGGGUAACAAGAUCACCUACCACUCUCCUAGCAGAGGCUGCUCUAUGGAAAUGGGUGCUGCCAUCACCGUUCUUGUUUUCUCUCAGUUCUCGCUCCCUGUCUCUACCUCCAUGUGCAUUACUGGUGCCACCGUUGGUGUCGGUCUCUGCAAUGGAACUCUCAAGGCUGUCAACUUCCAGCGAGUUGGCCUUCUUCUUCUUUCUUGGAUCAUGACCAUCCCAAUUGCUGGCACUCUUGGUGGUGUGCUUAUGGGUUUGUUUUUGAACGCGCCCAAGUUUUAGAAGGACCGCACGGCACCUACUUGUUGGCCCCGACCGCGUCCCAUUACCGUACAAUUUGUGAUAUCCCAGACAACAAAACUUGCAUUGCCUGCGUAUGUAUUUAUUACCCAAAGAUUUUAUUGUUUUUAUUAAAAUAACA
This is a messenger RNA of [Torrubiella] hemipterigena, 2341 nucleotides long. The record is from the annotation of a GenBank genome assembly. Lineage: Eukaryota; Fungi; Ascomycota; Sordariomycetes; Hypocreales; Clavicipitaceae.